Saccostrea cuccullata (small rock oyster) is the source of this 1449-nucleotide messenger RNA. Its product is annotated as interferon-induced protein 44-like. Bases 89 to 1084 code for a protein of 331 amino acids. The record is from RefSeq and is a predicted model, not a curated record. The transcript has 10 exons. NCBI's taxonomy places the organism in Eukaryota, Metazoa, Mollusca, Bivalvia, Ostreida, Ostreidae.
CAAUUUUGUUUUCAGUAUAGAUGUUGAUUUAUUAGUUAAAUUAAGGAUAUAAACCAUAGCAUUGCAUAUAAGUGAAUAUAUUUGAAUUAUGGGCUUUUGGGAUUGGUUGAGGAGCUUAUUUGGAAAGAAAGACGAACCAGAAGGUCAAAUAAAGGAACUCAAAGACAAGAUUUCACGCCUAGAUGACGAGCUGGAGAACGUGACACAAGAAAGAGAUCAAUUUAAGUGGCUUCUGGAAGAAACACCUCUGGAGAAACCUUGGAGGUAUGAUGAAUAUGAAAAUCAUGAAGAUGAUUUAUUCUCUCAAGAUACAAAAGACGGAAUAUUGGGAAACAUAGAUUCGACACAGUUUCCAGCAAACUGCCGUUACAUCAAUCUGCUGGUAGUUGGACUAUUUGGAUCUGGAAAGUCUUCUUUUAUUAACACGGCAAAAACUGUCCUUAGAAAUUCUGGUGAAAUAUCAACAAUCGCUGCGGUGUAUGGUGAAUAUUUUGAUCCAUUAACCGAAAAGCUCCAUGAAGUAGUCUUAAAAGAAUUUCAAGACGGGAAAAGACUUCGCAUUUAUGAUUGCCGAGGAAUUCGUGCUGACAGGGGCAUUCAAUCUCAUGACUUGGAAAAAACAAUAAAUGGUUUUGUCAGAAAUGACUACAGGUAUAAUCCAGAAAACGAAAUCGACGAAAACGACGAAUCAUAUAGACAAAAUCCAGUCCUGGAGGAUGAAAUGCACGGCGUCCUUUUCGUAGCUGACGCUGAGAAGUUCAAAGAAAUUGAAAAUGCAGACAUAGCAAUUUUUCGUGAUCUAAGACAGUUUCUCAUAGAAAAAGGAAUCCCACAAAGGCUGAUUUUAACAAAAAUGGAUCGUCUUCACUUGUGCAAACCAGAUUUGCGUUGGAUUUUUAAAAGCAGACAAGCAGAAGAAAGGGGUGAUAUGGCCACCAAAGCAUUUAAUAUGCAGCCCAAUCAGGUAUUUCCAAUUUCAAACUACGUUCAAGAGUCUGUUCAGAGGAUUCCACACGACAUACUGGCUCUAAAAGUAAUAAAAAAUAUCCUGGAUGCCGCUUGUGAAUAUGUUGAACAAAGAUGAUGAAACAAAAUGGUACAUUUUUGUCACCCAGUUGCAUUUGCAUUUUAGCUUAAAUGAUGGCAAACAACAAAAAAAAUCUGAUUUCUAAUGUGUGUGAGGGCCUUAGGGUGUGUGAGGGUGUGUGUGUCUGUGUGUGAGGAAGAAGUUGCGUGUGCGUAAAGUUCUAGUAUAAGUUUUAUGUAUCAUAAUACAAAUGUUUUAUCUAUGAGAUAUGUACUUACCUUAAAGAGUUUGAGCAAAUCUGAAAGAUGGGGAUGACAAAAUAAUUACUUAUCUACUUUUAAUAUAUUUUUACACUGACCUACGCUUGUAGCAACCCUUAAUAAAAAUGCUUUUAGUAAAUAUAGUUUAUUGUAGUAUAUACU